Raphanus sativus (radish) is the source of this 1648-nucleotide messenger RNA. RefSeq names its product FBD-associated F-box protein At5g27750. The record is from RefSeq and is a predicted model, not a curated record. The transcript has 4 exons. Lineage: Eukaryota; Viridiplantae; Streptophyta; Magnoliopsida; Brassicales; Brassicaceae. Gene Ontology annotation, molecular function: protein binding. The coding region runs from base 165 to 1535 and encodes 456 amino acids.
UUGGAGUCGGAAGUCGGAACAGCUUCAAUCGCAUAUAUAUAAAUACUUUAGACGAUCAGUUUCGUUUAAUCCCAAAAGAGUUCCCCACCUUUUCCAUCCGUAUCGCUCAUUUUGGCCACUAUAAUCUGCCGGCGAAUCAACUCUCCGGGUCUCGUUCUCGUGACAUGCCUCGGUGCGAUAUGAUCAGCGCGUUACCGGAACCUUUGAUUACUAAAAUACUCUCAUACCUUCCCACUAAACACUCGGUGACGACAAGCGUCUUAUCAACGAGAUGGAAGAAUCUGUGGCUAACUGUUCCAGCUCUUGUCUUAAACCGCCGCGACUUCCCUUACGGACAAGACCAAGUGGUCCUCAGCUUCCUCGACAGGCUCCUCGAUUUUAACCCUGAUCUACGCCUUCUAAAAGUCAAGUUGAAGUGCGGUGACGUGGAGAUAGACGGGUUCAAGGAUCGGAUCAGUACAGUGAUUCAACGUGGACCUCAGCAUCUAGACGUCGAGGGUUGUAUUUACUAUAUAGAUCGCCGUGACACCCAAAUCUAUCCUUUUAUCGACUACAUGCCUCUGAAUCUGUACACGAGCAGGACGUUGGUUUCCUUGACGCUCACGUAUUGGGGUGUCGAGGAUCCUGGUCUUGUUGUCUACAUGUCUUGCCUCAAAUCCAUGACGCUUGUGAAAGCUCUCUUUCGAGACGACGCGAGUCUGGAGAGACUCGUGUCGGGUUGUCCUGUUCUCGAAGAGCUGACCUUGGUUAGGGAUACGCAUUCUAAUUUCGAAGGUUCGGUUGAUAGUUUCAUGCGUGUGAGGUCUGGGAGCUUGAAGAGGUUUCGCGUUCCACUCUGGUACGGAGAAGAAUAUUGUACUAGUCCGUUUGUGAAAUACGCUAUUGAGAUUGAUGCUCCGAGGCUAGAGCGUAUGACUCUCGGAGAAGAUCAGUUUGAUAGCAUCGCGGUGAAGAACCUGGACUCUUUGUUCAGUGUUGACCUUGAUAUCAAGUUUUCUGUCAAGUUUGAUCCGGAGGACUUGUCAAAGAGAAAUGAAAUCCGUUAUUUUCUCUCUGGGAUCUCGAGUGUAAGAAGCAUGAUCAUCUCUGAGAAGACAGUGAAGGUCCUUGAGAUUUACUCUAGCGUAGGGAUGAUUCCAAAGUUCAUUAACUUAUCACGUUUAGAAGUCGUGUUCCCUUGCGAUUCAUUACAGUUUUUGCCAGCCUUUCUUGAGUGUUUCCCCAAUCUGAAACACUUAAUCUUGGAGGUUUAUUAUUCAAGGGAGAUGGAGGAUGCAUUUGAACUCACAGAUGUGCCUCAGUGCUUCUUAUCGACUCUGGAGUGUGUUCAGCUUAAGAGAAUCCACGAGUGGGAGGAAGAGGAGAUGAAAGUAGCCACUUACUUUCUUGAAAACGCUGCUGUCCUGAAGAAACUCACUCUGAGUCUCACCAACUAUCCUCGUUAUGUCUCUGAUGAAGAAAUCUUCCACGUGGUUAAUAGAGUCGCAAAACGUUCUCCAACAUGUCAGAUUCUUGCUGAUUGGGAUUUAUGUUGAUCAGUAUCAUUGCAGGAGUCUAUUCUUAUCAUGAAAAUUUGCAGUUGAAAGUGUUUUUUUUGUAGACAUUUCUUAGUUCUGGUUGGAUUCCUUAUGACCAGUAUCAUUUCUUA